This is a messenger RNA of Rattus norvegicus (Norway rat), 4309 nucleotides long. The record is from RefSeq and is a predicted model, not a curated record. Lineage: Eukaryota; Metazoa; Chordata; Mammalia; Rodentia; Muridae.
UCUAAUUACCAGAGAAAAGGGGAGAGACCAGAACUUUUGGGUUCAGACUUCAUCUUAGAGAACCUGACAUUAGGUUGACCUAACAGGCCCGUACAUAGCACCAGUUUCCAGGCACAAGAAAUCUACACCUCCAGGUUACAAGGCUACCCUUGACGUUUUACUUCCUAACAACCACCAAUCAGGAGGAAAACAGAAGUUAAGUUUAUGGUUUGUCUCCCAGCACCAGCCAAUACGGAAAAUAGAAUCUUCAGCUCCUAGCCCUUCAGCCUUAAAUGCAGAUCCUAUCACCAUCCCAUGGCUCUCAGGCCUGGAAAUCUGCCCACAGGCUUGACCUGCCUUGACUCUGCCUGAGAGUGGUUUGGUGGACUGUGGGACUUGGAGAUUGGUGGUCGGAUUGAAAUUGGAGGUCGGUGAUUGGAUUGGAUUUGGAUUUGGUGACUGGAGUUUGACAUUGAUCAUCAGCUACACUUACACCCACAGGGUGCUGUGCUACUCUUGCCCUCAUCCCGUGUAUAUACUAGGGCAGCUUAUAUCCCUUACCUUUCUGGGUAAGGCUAUCUUGAUCAAGUGCAGCCUUUCACUCAGUGCUUUCCCUUCAUAAUGGACGUCUUAGUUUCUGGGGACUCAGAUGAAGAUGAGCAAAUUGUGAUGAAGUCAGGGGAGCUUGAGGCCAGUGGCCACGAAGGGAACAUCCUGGCACAGAAUUACUAUAUACUGGGCACCCUAGAUGAAGGGUCCUUCGCUCAAGUCAAGGUCGGUCUCCACCUUACGACCAAGACUCUUGUAGCCAUCAAAAUAUUGAAAAGGGGCACAAGAAUAGACUUCUUAGUAAUCUCUGAGAUUGACCUAAUGACCUCACUAUACCAUAAUCAUAUAAUAAGUCUUCUCCAGAUCAUUGACACCGAGCGCAAAACUUUCCUUGUGAUGGAAUACGCAGCCCAGGGAUCCCUGCGGAAACUCGUCAACAAGCGUGGGCAUCUGGAUGAGGAAGAGGCACGCAGCAUAUUUAGGGAGUUGUGCUUGGCCGUCAACUAUAUUCACAGUCAGAAUAUUGCCCACCGUGACAUCAAGGCGGAGAAUGUCCUAUUAGAUUGGGAGGGGCAUGUGAAGCUUUCUGACUUUGGCUUAAGCAAAAGACUGACCUCUGGGGAAAAAGCCAAGGGCUUUUGUGGCACGGCACAAUAUUGUGCUCCUGAAGUGUUUGGUCACACACAAUAUGAUAUGCUCCCCGCCGAUAUAUGGAGCAUGGGAAUUUUAUUAUAUUACUUAGUUCUUGGAAAUCUCCCAUUUAGGGAGACAGUGCACAGCAAGAUAAAGUAUCAAAUACUGUCCCGGAGCUGUUGGAUACCAUAUCACCUCUCCCCACAGCUCCGAAACCUCUUGAAGAGAUUAAUGACAAUAGACCCCACAAUGAGACCAUCUACAACAGAAAUAUUGGCCCACCCUUGGCUCUGCCAUGAUCAAGAGAUAUUGAUCUCUUUAGGGGAAAUCCCUAGAUAUCCUGAGUCCAACAUUGCUUUUACCAUGUUCCUAAUGGGAUUCAACAUUCAAGAGCUCAUAGAUGCUUUGAGGGAAAGGAAAUAUAAUGAAGCCAUGGCUACAUAUCUUAUUUUAAAAAAGAAAUCACCCUGGCAGCCCCAAUUUUAUCAUGAUGGAGGGCAGAGUGGUACACUGGACCCUAGAGAAGCUGCCAACCUUUCUUGGCCUAUAAGGAGAGUAACGAGUGCCCCUAGCCUUCCCGUGUUCACUUCGCACACAUACUCUGAGGUGCCUGCAGGUGGAAUAAGAGUCUGUAAGAGGAGGCACAGUUCACUUCCUACCCUUUCUUCACUUAAGACCAAAUUCCUAGAAAACACUUCACCACUGCAGGUGCUUAUGCCUCAAAUCAGAAAGGGGACAUGUAGAGAGAAUGAGGGCAGCAUCGAUUCCACUGCUUCAUCUCCAAGAGAAGGAAAUGCAACAACACAAACAACAACGACGAUGACAACGACGACGACAGAAACAACAUCAACAACAAUGACAAUGAUAACAACCACUACAUCAGAAACCACUUCAUUACUGUUCGCAUCCUCACAAACCUCAACUUUUGAAAGCAGGCAACAUGCAGUCAGUGAGAGCUCUGAGUCUCCAGACAGAAGUAGCAGCACAUCCUCUUGGGGGUCCACAAACAGCAGCCCCUUCCCCAGUAAGAAGAUCCAGGAAGAAAAUACAGGCCCCGAAUCAUUGCAAGUGACCACAUUGUCUUCCAUAAACACAGACCAGAAGCAACUCAGAAUGCAGUGCCAGGGUGUGCCCAGAGUCCCUCUGAGAAGGUCGGGAUGGAAGGGCCUGAAGAAGAGGAUUGGCAAAGCCCUAAGAACCUUGUGUUGUUGCCUCCCAGUGACAAAUAACAAAAUCAUGGCAGCCAAUGAAGAGAGCCGCAGAGAUUCAGACUAAGACAAAGUUCCACCCUGGGCUGCAGUCCCAGAAUAGCCAUGGUCCAGUACAGUGCUUUUCAUAGCACUCAGAAGCCCCUGGAAGAAACAUCCAUGCAGUACUGGUAAUUAGCAAGAAAACGGAGAAGAAACACGAGACUCCAAAGAACCUUCAAGCACAGUGAGAGUGUCAGCCCUGCUGCCUGUCUUCUGGUGUACUUGUGAGCUGAGGAGACAGUGGUCCUGGAGGCACUCAGAGGACUAUGUUCCAUGUCUCCAAGAGAUCUGUGUGAACUGGUUACAGGCAGCAACAGGACUGAGAAGCAGUGAAAGCGCAUCUGGAGCAGAGAGGAGAAUUCAGAGGGUGCAGAGACCGCUCAGCCCCACAGCUCUCUACUGCAGUCCUCCAUAGCACAGUCACGACGAGAUGGAUCCUGAAGCCCUCACAAAUCUACCAGCUCUAGUCACUUAUUUUAUAUGGUGCACUCAAAUUUGAGUCAUUUGAUAGGUAUUCUUUACAUUCUAUACACACACGCGCACACACAUACACACACACACACACACACACACACACACACACACACACACACACACACAAAUGCGUUUUAUUUGAAAUGGAGAGAAUCCCCAUUCCAAACCAGGUAAUUUCAUAAUUUGAAUGAUUCUGCCUUCUGGAAACAUUUCUCCAAAUCAGCUUUCUCUUUUCUCCACUCCCUUCUGACACUUUAACUACCUAUUGUACUGCUUUCUAGGAGUCAUCGGAAGCCAGUAUGGGUCUUGUUCCCCACUUUGGGCAAGGGCACCUAGCCAUGUGCUAAGUGAGGCUUACCUAUGGUCUGUCUUUUGAGGCGAUCCAAGGUGAGGUCUGAAGUGCUUGAGUCCAGAGAAGGUGCUGGUAAGAAAUAUUGCGAGAUGGGGUGGGGCAGGGAUAUGUUGAUGGUAAAACAGAUGAGAUCCCCUGAUAUGACAGUGUGGAGUUUCCUCUGAUUGGCCCAUGGUGACUUGCCCCAUUUCCACCAAGUACAAAGACACAGGGACCGCCAAUUGUGUUAAGGAGGAACUGGAUUUCUCUAUCCUCUGGCCCCACUCUCUAUUGCAAACUAUUUGUUGUAUAUUGAUCAUUGUUACCACAGAACUUACUCUUGGCAUGCUCAGAUCCUUGCUACCUCUGCCACCCCUGCUGCUGCUUCUGCUUCUGCUUCUGCUUCUGGUGCUUCUGCUUCAUUGUUUUAUCCAUUGCAGGCUGGGAAGGGCCAGGAGCUUCUGGAGCCUCAUGCUCAGGAAACUGCAGAAAACACCAGUAAUGUCACUCAACACAGAAUAACCCUUGCAGCCAGCAGCACCUGCAGGGACUUGGGAAAGGCUAUACCUUUUUGAGCAAAGAAAACCUGGGUGGAAGAGAGGCACACAGUUGGCGCUUCUUGGCUCAGGCCAUCUGGGAAGGGACGGCCAUUUACAGAUUCACAACUGGCCUUUUCUAAUUCUUUGAAUAACUCCUUAUUUUCAGAUCUCUUUCAGGGAAGAGGCUCCUGUUGAUUGAUACAGAUGUAGGGCAAAGGCAGACCCACAAGUGCAUGGGUCAAGAAGUACAAGAAAAGAAAGAUAUGUUCUGAUUCCAGGAGCAUAUAGCACCUUAUCCUGACCAGGGUGGUGAGAGAACACUAUCUGAGGCAGCUUGAAGAACUUCCUCACUGGGAACAGUUCCUUUCUGUUCUGGCAAGAUCCAAGUGACCAGGGCCUUGUGUGUCUGGGUGAAGAUCAGCCACCCAGGAUAUGGACAGAGAGCUGGGCACCAUGCUGUACCUGCAACAGAAGUGUGACCCACACAACAACCUGUAAUAAAACUUUCUGCAAAGGAAUGAUGAUUUCUUUUAAAAUAAAUGUUAUCUGCUUAA